AUGAAUUCCUAUUUCACCAACCCGUCGUUGUCGUGCCACUUAACCGGACCUCACGAUGUUUUACCCAACGUGGCCCUGUCCAACUCGAGCACCUACGACCCCGUGGUCCGCCAUUUCCCCUCGUCCUAUGGCGCCGGUAACCGGAUGUACCGAGCGCCCUUUUACCAGCCCCAGGACGACGUGAUGUUUGGUUCGAGUCGCGGACCCUACGACUACGGAUCGAAUUCGUUUUACCCGGACAAAGAUGGGAUUUCCGGCUGCAGGCAGAGCUUUGCACAGGACUUCACUUCUUCAUCGUUGUCAUCGUCGUGCCAGGAUGCCAAAAGCAGCACCAUACAGAUUUACCCCUGGAUGCAGAGGAUGAACUCGCACAGUGGUGUUGGUUAUGGUCCUGAUCGACGCAGGGGUCGUCAGAUUUAUUCCCGCUACCAAACUCUGGAGCUGGAGAAGGAAUUUCACUACAACCGCUACUUAACACGGAGGAGAAGAAUCGAGAUCGCGAACACACUGUGUCUGACUGAGCGACAGAUUAAAAUCUGGUUUCAGAACCGCAGGAUGAAAUGGAAAAAGGAGAACAAUCUCUCCUCCACCCAAAACGAACCGGAAACGCAAAAAGAAGAAACACCAGAAGCCACCGACGACAAAAAGGAAUAAUCCAUCAGCUCCUCUGUGCUGCACCC
Trichomycterus rosablanca is the source of this 680-nucleotide messenger RNA. It is a transcript of the gene hoxc6b, whose product is annotated as homeobox C6b. Gene Ontology annotation, cellular component: nucleus. Gene Ontology annotation, molecular function: RNA polymerase II cis-regulatory region sequence-specific DNA binding; DNA-binding transcription factor activity, RNA polymerase II-specific. Lineage: Eukaryota; Metazoa; Chordata; Actinopteri; Siluriformes; Trichomycteridae. Gene Ontology annotation, biological process: regulation of transcription by RNA polymerase II; anterior/posterior pattern specification. The coding region runs from base 1 to 654 and encodes 217 amino acids. The record is from RefSeq and is a predicted model, not a curated record. The transcript has 2 exons.